Molecule: messenger RNA, 711 nt
Organism: Colletotrichum truncatum
Lineage: Eukaryota; Fungi; Ascomycota; Sordariomycetes; Glomerellales; Glomerellaceae
Source: RefSeq, a predicted model, not a curated record
AUGCGCUGGGUAACCGACCCCGUUACAGGCGAUACCGCGGUUCACGUUGCUGCUGCUGCUGGAAAUAUUGAGGGCUUUAAGGUCAUCGCAAGAAGCUUCGGGAGGGACUGGCGCCCUAACGAGUGGUAUAUGACAUGCAUCAAGGCCAUUUUCUUCCUACGCAACAAGGCUGGUGAUACCGUCUUCCAUAUUGCAGCUCGCGCCGGCCGUCUAGGUGUUGUCAAUGCUGCUUGGUAUUGGUUCCUUUGCCUUCCGCAGAUGAAUCAGCUUCCAGAUGAAUCUGGCUCUGACGUCUAUGUCCCUGUGGAUGAAGAUAUGCCCGAGCCCGAAGAUGUUAAUCCUCUAUAUAUCCCCGAAUGCAUGAUGGCUAUUGUCCUUCUGGCCAGGAAAAACUUCGCCGGUCGCACUCCUGCCGAUGAAGCAAUUACCGCUGGCCACGAUAAUGUCGCGGAGUGGCUAAGGCUAGUGCUAGACCGUCUUACCCUGAACGGUAGGAGAGUUAUAGAGGGCAGAAUGGCUAGAAUGGAGGAACUGGUCGACGGCCGCUAUGAUAUUGAUGGGCACCACAUCAAGCCUCACCAGAUUCCAGCCAUUAAAAGACUAUAUAUGAGGAUAGAUCCUAAUGGAAGCGUGACUUGGACAGAUGAUGCUGGACGUGAGGUUGCAAUAGAUGAUGAUGGAAACCCAAUUUUGGGUUUUUGCACAUAUUAG